UUUAACUAAAUUUGUACAAAUGAAGCAUCCUAACACCAUUUUCUUUUGAUAAAUAUAGCUAUGGAUCUCGCCCUAAGCAAGCAAGUGCUAGCCAUCAUAGGUACAAUAACACACAAUGAAGCAACUCUCGCAAGUGAAUUUAAUGACAAAGUAAAAAAUAUUCCUAUCUUGUCUCUAAUUUCAUCUGUAACCAGAGCAGAGCAAGUAUCACCUCUAUUGCCUCACUUCAACCAAGUGGGAUAUAAUAUUAACCUUCAAAUGCAAUGCAUUGCAGCCAUUGUAGGAGAAUUUAAAUGGACAAAGGUGACAGCAAUCUAUGAACUUGAUAACAGGUUUUCCUCUGAUCCUGGGAUCCUACUCAACCUCUCCUAUUCUCUUAGACUUGUUGGUUCUGAGAUUGACAAUCAUGUAGCUUUGCCUCCAUUGUCCUCUCUAUUAAACCCAAAUUCUAACAUUGAAAAUGAGCUUAAUAGGCUAAAAAGCAGGAGUAACAGGGUCUUCUUGAUUGUGCAAUCUUCUUUAGAGCUCGCUAACCUACUUUUUGAGAAAGCAAAGCAAAUGGGUUUAAUGGGAAAGGGUUCUGUGUGGAUUAUCCCAGAUGGGAUUGCUGAUCAUCUUGAUUCAGUUAACCCGUCUGCUAUCUCUAACAUGCAAGGAGUUAUUGGAUUUAAGACACCCUUCUUGGAAACAAGCAAGGCAUUUAGACGGUUCAAGUUAAAAUUUCGUAGAAGGUUUGUCUUCGAGUUCCCGGAAGAAGAGAACAUUAACCCAAGUUCCUUUGCACUUCAAUCGUAUAAUGCAACCUGGGAAGUUGCUCAAGCUGCAAAGGAAUCACAAGGGAAGUUAACCCUUGAACAAUUAUUAAAAAGUAAAAUCUCCAUGAAUGAAAAAUUACGGCAAUCACCAACCCUCAGCAUAAUUAACGUGGUAGGAAAAAGUUACAGAGAGUUGGCAUCAUGGUCUCCCGCAUCAGGUUUCUCCAAAACCCUUGUUACAGAACAGAUGACAGAGAUGAACACAAACAGUGCUUCAAGUGGAGUUUUGAGCACAGUUUAUUGGCCAGGAGGCAUACAAUUUGUUCCUAAGGGAUGGACUCACAACACCAAAGAGAGGACAUUACAAAUAGGAGUUCCUGCAAAUGCUGCAUUUACUGAUUUCGUGAAUGUGGAAUAUGAUAUUAAGAGGAACAAAACUUCUUUUACCGGAUUCUCAAUUGAUGUCUUUAAAGCAGCUGUUCAAACUUUGCCUUAUAAUUUGAAUUUCUCGUUUGUUCCCUUCGAUGGAUCUUAUGAUGAAAUGGUAGGCCAAGUCUACAAUAAGACAUUGGAUGCUGCUGUCGGAGAUACAUCUAUAAUGGCAUACAGAUAUCAUUUAGUUGACUUCUCACAACCGUAUGUUGAAUCUGGCAUUGAUAUGGUGGUUACAGAGCAGUCAGCUAAAUUAAAGGAAACAUGGCUUUUUUUACAAGUCUUCACAAAAGAGAUGUGGUUAAUGAUGGCAGCAUUACACAUUUUUGUGGGACUCGUCAUAUGGUUGAUCGAAAGGCAAGUUAAUGCAGAACUAAGAGAGUUCGGGUCCAUGCUUUGGUUCUUAGUCACCGUAAUAUUCUUUGUACAGAGAGAACAAAUUAGAAGCCCCUUGGCUCGAAUUGUGCUGGCACCAUGGUUAUUUGUGAUCCUCAUUGCAACUAGUACUUUCACAGCAAGUUUGACAUCUAUGAUGACUGUUUCACAACUAGAGCCAUCUGUGUUAGAUAUGCACACCCUUCGGGAAAAAAAUUAUGUAGUUGGUUGUAAUGGAAAUUCGUUCAUUUUGAAGUAUUUGACUGAGGUACAAAAAUUCAAGCCUGAGAACAUUAGGAAAAUUAAGUCUAUAAAUGAUUACCCUGAUGCCUUUCGGAACAAAGAUAUCGAAGCUGCUUUCUUUAUUGCACCUCACACUAAGGUCUUUUUGGCAAAGUACGCAUGCAGGGGUUUUAUCAAAGCAGGGAACACUUUCAGGCUUGGCGGCUUGGGUUUUGCAUUUCCCAAGGGUUCAAAUCUGGCUACUGACAUAUCCGAAGCAUUGCUGAAAAUAAUAGAGAGUGGACAGACCGAACAACUAGAAAAAGAUAUGCUAAUGGUAGAAGUCAAUCGCAGUUGUCCUACUUUAGAGAGCGAGAAAAAAAAUAGGUCAUCGACUGGUUUUCAACCUUUCCUUGGCAUAUUUUGCAUCUGUUCUAUUGUUGCUAUUCUGGCAUCGUUAUAUAGUAUGAUUUGUUGGUUGAUGAACAAGGUAGAGACCUUCACUAGCUACAUGCAUGUAAGAUUGACACUAUUAGGGAGAAUGCGGAGAUGCACAAACACAGUUUUUUUCCGGGAGCUGCUCAAGACUUCAAUCAGGAAGUGUAAACCCGACACAGUAACAAUAAAUGCAGAGGAAACAGUCAUUGAUAGUCAGCAUAGUACAGUAGUUAUAGAUGCAGUAUUGGCUGCUAAUGCUUCCUGA
Molecule: messenger RNA, 2487 nt
Organism: Vigna angularis (adzuki bean)
Lineage: Eukaryota; Viridiplantae; Streptophyta; Magnoliopsida; Fabales; Fabaceae
Product: glutamate receptor 2.5-like
Exons: 4
Coding region: 61-2487 (808 amino acids)
Cellular component (GO): plasma membrane
Molecular function (GO): signaling receptor activity; ligand-gated monoatomic ion channel activity
Source: RefSeq, a predicted model, not a curated record